Cricetulus griseus (Chinese hamster) is the source of this 1396-nucleotide messenger RNA. The record is from RefSeq and is a predicted model, not a curated record. NCBI's taxonomy places the organism in Eukaryota, Metazoa, Chordata, Mammalia, Rodentia, Cricetidae.
CUCGACAUCCCCGCCGAUCUGCCGCUCUGCCACACGGUGGGCUACAAGCGCAUGCGACUGCCCAACCUGCUGGAGCACGAGAGCCUAGCCGAGGUAAAGCAGCAGGCGAGCAGCUGGCUGCCGCUGCUGGCCAAGCGCUGCCACUCGGACACCCAGGUCUUCCUCUGCUCGCUCUUCGCGCCCGUCUGCCUAGACCGGCCCAUCUACCCAUGCCGCUCGCUGUGCGAGGCCGUGCGCGCUGGCUGCGCGCCGCUCAUGGAGGCCUACGGCUUCCCCUGGCCUGAGAUGCUGCACUGCCACAAGUUCCCCCUGGACAACGACCUCUGCAUCGCGGUGCAGUUCGGGCACCUGCCUGCCACCGCGCCUCCAGUGACCAAGAUCUGUGCCCAGUGUGAGAUGGAGGACAGUGCUGACGGCCUCAUGGAGCAGAUGUGCUCUAGCGACUUUGUGGUCAAGAUGCGAAUUAAGGAGAUCAAGAUAGACAAUGGGGACCGGAAGUUGAUUGGAGCCCAGAAGAAGAAGAAGCUGCUCAAGGCAGGCCCCUUAAAGCGCAAGGACACCAAGAAGCUGGUCCUGCACAUGAAGAAUGGUGCGGGCUGCCCCUGCCCACAGCUGGACAACCUAACAGGCAGCUUCCUGGUCAUGGGUCGAAAAGUGGAGGGACAGCUGCUGCUCAUGGCCGUUUACCGAUGGGACAAGAAGAAUAAGGAAAUGAAGUUUGCAGUCAAAUUCAUGUUCUCAUACCCCUGUUCCCUCUACUACCCUUUUUUCUACGGGGCAGCUGAACCCCACUGAGGGGCCCUUCUCCAUGCCCCAGCCAGCCAGCUGUGCCUUGCCCUCUGUCCCUGCCCACCUGGCCUCACCCCCACUCCCAGGCUGACCCAGCCCCUGGUAAAGGUGGCUUCAUGCAGCUACUACUUGCACAGGCUCCAACGGAUAGACACAGGGCUACCCUCCUUGACUGAGGGGUUCUGGGAUCCUGGGGUCUAUCAGAGGCUCCUGGGGAUGGGGGGGGCAGUGCCUGAGAAAGCAAGCAAAGGAGAAAAAUGUGAAGGAAGGGUACAGGGCCUCCCGCAGCCUGGGGCGGGAGUUUCCAGAAAGAAUAGUGGGUCUCAUCAUUAAGAGGGACCUCAGUGCUUCAAGGACAGCUUUCCUCCCACACUGCCCUUUCUGUAUCAUCGCAGGCCUCCAAAGAACAAGAGUCAAGGCUCCCAUGUCCUCCAGCAACACCCACCUCUCCUCUGGAGCCCUGCUGGACAGGAGUGCCGGCUCAGCAGCUUCUGCAGACAUUGUCACACAGGCUUGCCUUCUGGCUCUUGCCUCAGCCCCCACACCCUUGUGUCCCAACCACAAUAAAUUAUUGCUACUGCUGUGAGGCCACUGGUUUUACACAACA